This is a messenger RNA of Seriola aureovittata, 5433 nucleotides long. RefSeq names its product core-binding factor subunit beta (gene cbfb). The record is from RefSeq and is a predicted model, not a curated record. Gene Ontology annotation, cellular component: nucleus; core-binding factor complex. Bases 422 to 946 code for a protein of 174 amino acids. Gene Ontology annotation, biological process: regulation of transcription by RNA polymerase II. Lineage: Eukaryota; Metazoa; Chordata; Actinopteri; Carangiformes; Carangidae. The transcript has 7 exons. Gene Ontology annotation, molecular function: sequence-specific DNA binding; transcription coactivator activity.
AGGAAGACAGCGAGAGAGAGAGAGCGAGGGAGAGAGAGAGAGAGAGAGGGAGGGGGAGAGCGAGAGCGAGAGCGCCACACGGUCAAAUUGAGCUUUAUCUAUCGCAGUGGGUCACUUAAUAAGAGCCAUUUGGAGCCAGAGGCGAACCGGAGCGCGCAGGAACCGCAUUCAGGGGGCAGAUCAUCAUAACAAGAGCAGCAGUCAUAAUCACUGAGGCCAGCAGCAGAAAGCACAUUGCUCCACACAGGGAAGAAAAAAAACACACACAGACACGGAAGAGAGUUGAGUGAAAGAGAAGCUGAGUGAGGGACGGACGGCAAGAAACACAGUUUAACUUUUACUGUGCGGGACAAUUAAAAAAAAAAAAAAAACAACAGGAUAAAAAAGUGAAAAACCAAGAGGCCGAAAAGUGUUGGUGAAGAUGCCGCGGGUAGUUCCGGACCAGAGGAGCAAGUUUGAAAAUGAGGAGUUUUUCCGCAAGUUGAGCAGGGAGUGUGAGAUUAAAUACACUGGCUUCAGAGACCGGCCCCAUGAGGAGCGACAAGCCCGCUUCCAGAAUGCCUGCAGGGACGGACGGUCAGAAGUAGCCUUUGUAGCUACAGGUACCAACCUCUCUCUCCAGUUCUUUCCAGCCAACCUGCACGGAGAUCAGAGGCAGGUUCCUACAAGGGAAUACGUUGACUUCGAAAGAGAGACAGGAAAGGUCUAUUUAAAGGCCCCUAUGAUCUUGAAUGGGGUGUGUGUGAUUUGGAGAGGCUGGAUCGACCUACAGAGGCUGGAUGGGAUGGGAUACCUGGAGUAUGAUGAUGAGAGAGCACAGCAUGAGGACGCUUUGGCCCAGGCAGCUUUUGAAGAGGCUCGCCGCAGAACCAGAGACUUUGAAGACAGAGACCGAUCACACAGAGAGGAUCUAGAGGACCCUGUGGUUUCUAAAAUCUGGGACUGAUGACACACAGACAGACAGCCAGCAGAAAAGAACAGGUCCAGACGACAGCAGGACCCCAGCCCUGGCUCAAACAUGGCCAACGCUGAUGUGGAGCACAAGAUGCGCUGAGGAGGAGGACGACGAUGAGGAAGUUGGGGAGGGAGGAAGAGGCGAAAACCAGGGCUGGCAGUCCAUUCAUUUUCAACACAAUCAACUGGGGGGAAAAAAAAGUCAAAACGAAACUGCAGUUGUAGACCAAUUGUUCAUCAUUAUUUCCUAACAGGUUUGAUAUGCUCAUUUUCACAUGCCAACCAUUUUUUCAAUAUUUGAAUGUAGAAGAAAAUAAAAUUCCUGAAUUGAUUGAAUUGAAAGUGAAUAAAAGCCAUAGAAAAGAGGGAUUAAAAGGGUUAUGGCCACAACAGACCUGGACAAAAAGUAGUUGAAUAUAUUUUGAUACAGAGGAAGGAACAUGAGCAGUUGAUUUAGCAUUAUAUUGUAACUGUGACACAUACAGAGUUGAAGUUGUUUCUUGAGUCAGAUGAGAGUUGCAGAUAUAAAAAGGAAAGAUCAGAUAUUUUUUGUCCAGGUCUGAGAGGAUUUGAUGUGUAGGGGUAGUUUCCAGUACCAAAAGUAUAUUUUCUAUUAAUACACGAUGUUGAAAAUAGAGGGAGAGGGGUCACAAGGGGGUAAAGAUGUUGUUAACGGGGGAGGAGGAAGAGAGACACAAUCUUUGUUUGGCUCAGGGUCACGAUCGGGGCUUAUUGGUCAGGAUUACCAGUAGAGCAUGCAUCAAAAGUGAGGUGUUGACAGUCUGUGAAAAAAACGAUUCUGCAUUGUUCAGUGUUGUGCAACACUUCACAUUUGUGAACAUGCCCUUGUUAACCCACACUAUAUCCAGCUCACUUCCUGAAACCUGCUGUUUUCUGAGACCAAAGUUCACUUUGCUGGAGAAGGGAGGGAGGCAGGGGAUUAAGAGGGGGAAAAUUUAGUUGCAUUUAAAAAGAUGGCAGGUGGGAGGAGAGCAUCCAGAGAGACAUUUGCCAGGUUCUAGGGUUAAGAAGUGUUUGCUGUACUAUAAUUUGAAUUAUUUCUCUAAACUUCACUGAUGGUGAGGUGCCCAUAACAGUAGAAUCACAGGUUAUGUAGCAACAACCUUGAGGCAGGACAGAUAACAAAGACAACUGCUAGAAGCCAUUAAGGAAAUGAUUUUUGUGGGGAGGGGGGUGUUCAGUUCAAACAUCCUUUGUCUUCCAAGGGGUUUGCACUAUGCCAUACAAUCAGUCUUGUUCUCGACAUGGAUUUUCUUUAUAUGCAUGAAACCAAACACAGGCCUACCUAUGUUCUUUGUUGUUCCCUAUGCAGCCUAUUUAUCGUCAGAGCACUCUCUGUACAGCGCUUUGAUCAGGAAUAAGUGGGUGAUUCGAGGCUGUGUCCUUACAUAGGUCCUUGCAAACAGCAGCACGCUCAAAAAAGCACAAAGCGUCUGUGUCCCUAUGCCAUAUUUUUACUCAUGUUAAUCUCUGCACACAUAUGAACAUAAAAUAGAGUGUACCAUACUUCUUUUUCAAAGCCCUUGGCUCAUCAUAACAUGACAUUGCUGUACAGCAAAACAAUGUAUCUCCAAACUUUGGUAAUUUGAAUUAGAAUUUUUCAGAAAAACGUCCUUUAUGGGCUGAGAAAAAUAUCCUAUUUCAUAAGCCAAGUAAACCAUUUAAAACCCCUCUGUUUUUUGUUUUUUUUUCAGAAAAGUUCAUUGUCACAAAGAUGAAAACUUGAUUUUUCCUUAGCUCAUAAAAAGUCAUUGUGUGGGGAUAAGUUGUUUUUUACAGCCAUGAUAUGUAACAUAGUAUUGUAACAUGCUACUAAUACAAUGGAUCAGCCCAGACUCAAGCUCACAAACUCUUUAAAAACAUCACAUGCACAUCAGUUGCAUGUGUCACAUAUCACUUCUGUCUGUCUAUACUAUAGAAUAAUUCUAUACUAGAAUAAUUGGAUUGCAAUCAACAUUAAUAGUUUAUCAUUGCAGAUCAUAGACUGUAUAGGUACAAAUCCAGUUUAGUUAUACACUCCAGCCAUUGAUCGAUCAAUCACCCACAGAUUCCUCAUCAAUGAAGGACUGGAAAAACCUGAAUGCAGUCUAAAUACUAUUCCCUGUCCUUUUACAGCACUAGUGUAAUGAAAUGGUAUGUUUUGUUAUCUUAUCGUUUUGUUUGUGUGAAAGUCAUGAUGUUUACUUUUUCUAUUACUUCUCUCUCUGUAUAUGUAUUCAUUUUUGUCCAUCUUUCAGCUUUGUUAUGAACUAGUAGUAGCAGUGCUAGGCUAUUUUAUGUUAAGUUUAAAAUUACAAAAUUUAUCCAGACAUUUGGGAGUUUUGAGGACUUUUGUUGCCUUUGUUUUUCAUGUGUUCUUUUUAUUAAUGUUCUUUUUAUUGUUUUUCUUUUGUUUUGUUUUUGUUUUUCUUUCUCAAGGAAAUCCACUUCCUGGGUUAAAUACAUUGAAUGUGGAUUGACUCAAGCCCUAUUUUUAAGCGACAUAAAUGUUUUUAUAUUGUGCAACGAGAAGCUCAUUUCAUUUUCCAGUGUGCACUCAACGGUUUUAUUAUAAUUAUUAUAACCAAGAAAAAUGUUUUGUUCAUGCUUUUCUUUCUUGUAAGUAUGACUUAUUAAGAAGUUUGAGCUUUACAUGAACUAAGAAAACUGAUGAUUUUUUUUUUCUUAUUUUGUACAUUGAUAGCCAUGUGUUUGUAACAAUUUACAAAAAGUUCUGGAGUAAGGUUGUUGCUAAAAACAGCAGUUUGAAUUAAAAUAAAAAAGUUAAAAUGUAUUGAAAACUCAAACAUGAUAAACUUGAUGAUAGGUCCCUGCAUCUCCAGCCAAAUCAUCAAGCUCAGGGUACAACAAAAAUCUCUGCAGGAUUUUUAUCCUGAAAUUUGGAUACUAUACAGGAGGAUAUUAUUGGGGUAACCUAAGGUCAGAAACUUUCUCAUUGGCAGCCUUGGUUGAUAGCUUUCCCACAGAGAUUUGUGCAACUGGGGGAAAAAAACUUAAAUGUUCCCAUUUUUUCUCAGAAUACACUGAUCCUAUGAAGUCAGCUGGCCUUGUGACCUGGUGUUUAAUUAGCUGAAGAAUGUGGAAAACAUACUUUCUGUCUAAGUGUACCUUCAUUGUGAUGAGUGGUGGGUUUUUGUAGUAUGGGCACAGUUUGGUAUUGUUAAGUUGAAAAGUCCAGCAGGUGAGAAGUGAAGUGGCGUUAAUGACUGUGGAUAAUGUGAAUGGGUAGAAGGACGCAUUAGAACAUUUGGAUGCAUGGAGCUGGUUGUGGCCCAAGAUGAGGCUCAGGGCAUGUUAGUGAAAGCUGUCAUAGGUUUACAUUUACAGUGGCUGUUAUGUUUCCAUGAGGCUGGAUCCAGUUCAGAUCAGGGAAUCUGUAAUUCAUAAAGUCUAUACAGUGGUACGCACUAGUUUUUUCUGGUUUAUCAGUAUUAACAUUGGUGGAAACUGACAGAGCACUGGAUAUGAACCAGUACAGUACAAUGAGAGGUGAAAAGCACAGUAGGUGUCAGAACCAGCACGGUUUGGUGGCUUUUGUAAGUCAUGAGUUGAAUGGUUAUGUCUGUAACACAGCUAGACAAUGGGCUAAGCUGUUCACCUGCCAUAAGGUUUACUGUAACAGCUUUCAUGCUGUGAUAAAUCUUAGAAAUUACACUACCAGCCAUUGGUGGUCUCAUGAAAAAACUCCACCAACACUUACAGUAUAAAGAACAAUUUCAUUCUAAAACCAAAACAUUUCGACUUGUGGCCUUCAUCAGGCUUAUGGGUCACUAGGAACCCUGAUGAAGGCCACAAGCCUUAGCAUGUUAGUCUGGCAGUAAAGCUGUUCAUCAUACUACAGGUGUUGCUGAAGUUUUAACCCUCUCAGACUGGCUCCCUUCUCCAUGCACAUUGGGUUAGUAGGUGAAGUUGUGCCAGUAUUCCCAACUCUGCCUCUACCAGGCUUAUGAACUCUGCCACAACUCUUGAUCAAAGCUGAAAAUUAAUCUUUAUGGAUUUAAAGAGGUUAAGAGACAUAAGUGAGGAAACAAUUGUGAACAACAAACUAAGUCACAUUUCCAGCGCCACCCUGUCCCCACCACACCAGCCCAGUGUAUCAUUAUACCAUUAUUUGGAUGAUUACCAGUGUAAACACAUUAGUUGAAACUUCAUCCCUCAAUUUUCUUAAUGCAGGCAUUAAGGCAAAACAUAAACCACCAACAUUUUCUUUCUGUCUUUUUUUUUUACCAAAACUGUUAAUGUUCUUAUUUGUUUAAGUUAUUUAUACUUUGGUUUUAUUUGGAGAUUCAAAGAAGAACUCUGUGGCUUGUACACACUCUCUACGUUUCUCUUUCCUGUGUGUGUGGUCUAUCUUUUCCUCUGUUUUAGGGUUGAGCUUCUCCUCUUGGAGGAAUUGGAAAUAUGAGAUAUUCAAUUCAAAAUGUUAGAUGUUUUUCAUAAUAAACACAUAUGAAUUCA